Molecule: messenger RNA, 2720 nt
Organism: Thlaspi arvense
Lineage: Eukaryota; Viridiplantae; Streptophyta; Magnoliopsida; Brassicales; Brassicaceae
Source: the annotation of a GenBank genome assembly
AUGCACUCCUUAAAAAAUCGUCGGCACGGCGUCAAAAUCGAGCGGACAAGAAAAGCACAACAGAAUCAGAAUCAAACAACUCUCACGAAAUCAGUUUCAAUGGCGAUCCACAAGCUUCCACUUCUUCUCCUUCUCUCCAUCAUUCUUCUCUUCCUCAAUCGCCCCGUCCUUAGCGACACCGAUGAAGAGGACGUUCUUUUCACAGGCAUCAACAGCUACAGAACAACGCAGAACUUAACAACCUUAAACAAGAACAAGAACGCGGAGUGUCUAGCCGACGAAAUCGCAGACCAAUUCAAGAACAAACCCUGCACCAACGACACUGGCUCAGCCACUGUACCUGGAAACGAGCCACAGUUUGCAAAUUACCCCAAGAUUCUAGCCAAAUGCCACUUGAACGUCUCCGACACAAGAGACGGCAUGAUUAUGCCCGCAUGUGUUCCUCGCUUAGAGUCAACCCUCGUCCUCACAAACUUCACCAAGUCACAAUACUCUGCGAGUUUGAACGAUUCCAAGUUUACAGGAAUGGGAAUUGGUAAAGAAGACGAUUGGAUCGUUGUGGUUCUCACUACCAGCACACCUGAAGGAAGCUAUUCUGAAGAUACAAAGGAUCAUGAUCAUGAUGAUGAUGAUUCAAAUGGCUUCACCUUUAGUAUUGGUCUCGAUCUUCUCGGAUCGGUUCGCCGAUCCUUGGUUUUCCGGUCGUCCUUGGCCGGCGACGAUGGUAGCGGCGGCGGAGGUCUCAGCGGAUUCGUCGGAAAAAUCAACUCCAGCAUCCGUAGCUCACGCAUCGGCCUCUUCACCAAGCCGCCUCCAGGUCUUCCUGCUCCCAGAAAAGAAGAAACGCCGUCGAUUCGGUGGAGAAAGGGGGAAUUAAUCGGCUGCGGUGCUUUUGGGAGAGUUUACAUGGGAAUGAACCUCGAUUCCGGCGAGCUUCUUGCAAUUAAACAGGUUUUAAUCGCUCCAAACAGUGCUUCGAAGGAGAAGACUCAGGGUCACAUACGAGAGCUUGAGGAAGAAGUACGACUUCUCAAAAAUCUUUCGCAUCCAAAUAUCGUUAGAUACUUGGGUACUGUAAGAGAGAGUGAUUCCUUGAACAUCUUGAUGGAAUUUGUUCCUGGUGGUUCGAUAUCAUCUCUGCUGGAGAAGUUUGGAUCUUUUCCUGAGCCAGUUAUAAUAAUGUACACAAAGCAACUUUUGCUUGGUCUGGAGUAUCUUCACAACAAUGGGAUCAUGCAUAGAGAUAUCAAGGGGGCUAAUAUACUGGUUGAUAACAAAGGGUGCAUCAGACUCGCAGAUUUUGGUGCUUCCAAGAAAGUUGUAGAGCUAGCUACUGUAAAUGGUGCCAAAUCUAUGAAGGGAACGCCGUAUUGGAUGGCUCCUGAAGUCAUUCUCCAGACAGGUCAUAGCUUCUCUGCUGAUAUAUGGAGUGUUGGAUGCACUGUGAUCGAGAUGGCUACAGGGAAGCCUCCCUGGAGCGAGCAGUAUCAGCAGUUUGCCGCUGUCCUUCAUAUUGGUAGAACAAAGGCUCAUCCACCAAUUCCAGAAGACCUCUCACCAGAGGCUAAAGACUUUCUAUUGAAAUGCUUACACAAGGAACCAAGCUUGAGACUCUCUGCAUCCGAAUUGCUUCAGCACCCCUUUGUGACUGGAGAGCACAAGGAAUCUCAUCCAGCUUUCCGUAAUUCUUUUACGGAAUGCGGAAACUCAACAGCCACACAAGGAAUAACUGUUGGGAGUUCAAUAAACUCUUUGAUGAGGAGGUCAACCUGUUCAGGCUUGAAGGAUGUCUGUGAACUCGGAAGCUUGAGGAGUUCCAUUAUACACCCAGAUAAGUCAAAUAACUCCGGAUUCUGUUGGCAAGAUGGCGACUCUGAUGACCUUUGUCAGACCGAUAUGGAUGAUCUCUGCAACAUUUCAUCAGUCAAAAACAAUGUUUUGUCGCAAUCCACCGAUUUAAACAAGAGCUUCAAUCCCAUGUGUGAUUCCACGGAUAACUGGUCUUGCAAGUUUGAUGAAAGCCCAGAAGUGAUGAGAAGUAAAUCUAACUUGGUAUCUUACCAAGCUGCUGAGCUCAAAUCUGGUGUUCCAUGUGAUGAGGAAACCAGCUUAACAUUUGCUGGCAGCUCUUCCGUUGCAGAAGACGACUAUAAAGCCACAGAGUUGAAAAUAAAAUCAUUUUUGGAUGAGAAGUCAAAUAAACGACUUCCGAGCAGACGACUCUCAGCAAUCACUGAUGCAAUGCCUAGCCCACUCAAAAGCUCCAAACGUACACUGAACACGAGCAGAGUGAUGCAGCCGGGAUCUGAACCAACUCAAGUCAACGAGUCAACCAAAAAGGGCGUGACUAAUAGCCGUUGUUUUUCAGAGAUACGACAGAAUCUGCGACAUGCCGGUGCAGGAGUGAAGUCUCCAUUAUCAGCUCAUAAGGAUAGAGAGAACGUUUAAGAGAAAAACUGAAUGUGGAAGCAUGCUGCACGAAACUUUGGAACCAAGAAUACGAGGAAAUGUGUCGACGACUAUACUAAUAGAAGUAUAUUCAAUUUAUAUGAAAAAAAAAAAACUUCUUUCCCUUUUGAGAGAAACACAUGUCGUCUGUCUCUAGUUUUAGUCUUUGUUUCGGAUUCUUGAAAAAGCUUUAUGCAUGUCAAAUAAAAAAACGCAUCAGGUAAAAUUCCUCUAGGUUCCAGCUUUAUGCUAAUAUAUUGAAUUAUCUGCGA